Molecule: messenger RNA, 1272 nt
Organism: Hemiscyllium ocellatum (epaulette shark)
Lineage: Eukaryota; Metazoa; Chordata; Chondrichthyes; Orectolobiformes; Hemiscylliidae
Product: tryptophan 2,3-dioxygenase-like
Exons: 12
Coding region: 1-1272 (423 amino acids)
Molecular function (GO): L-tryptophan 2,3-dioxygenase activity; metal ion binding; heme binding
Source: RefSeq, a predicted model, not a curated record
AUGCCAAUGGCUGGGAGCCUGACCUGGGCUCUCAGUAUGUUCUUGGUGUCCAGCGUGCAGACCAAAGCUGAGGCUGAGGCCCAGCGUGGACAACAUGCAUUUCCUUCAGACCUGCAAGAAAACAAUGACAUGUCACAAGAUGGAACAAAUAAAGCCAGUCAAGGAGGAAUAAUAUACAGUGACUAUCUGCAGUUGGAUAAAAUAAUAAAUGCUCAAGAACUACAAAGUGAAAAGAAUGGAAACAAAAUACAUGAUGAACAUCUAUUUAUUAUAACUCACCAAGCUUAUGAACUGUGGUUCAAGCAGAUUCUUUGGGAAUUGGAUUCAGUUCGUGCAAUAUUUGAGAAUGGUCAUGUGAGAGACGAAAGGAAUAUGCUAAAAGUGAUCUCAAGAAUCCAUCGAAUUGCAAUAAUCCUUAAGCUUCUGGUGGACCAGUUUGCAAUUCUGGAGACUAUGACAGCACUGGACUUCUUUGAUUUCAGGAAUUAUUUAGUACCUGCAUCUGGAUUUCAGAGCCUGCAAUUUCGUCUUCUGGAGAAUAAGAUUGGCGUUCCAGAGAGCCUGCGGGUUCCUUACAACAGAAAGCACUAUAAGGACAAUUUCAAAGGGAAGGACAAUGAGUUACUACUUCAAUCUGAGCUGGAACCAACACUAUUACUAUUGGUGGAGCAAUGGCUGGAGAGAACCCCUGGGCUGGAGCCAGAUGGAUUUGAUUUUUGGGGCAAACUUAAAAUCAACAUUGAAAGAGGACUGAGAGAGGAAUUUGCAAAUAUCCAGUCAAAGCCGGCAUUUGAAGGGAAGGAAGAUACGUUGUGGGAGCAUGACAAACACAAGGAAGUGCUUACAUCACUGUUCGAUGAGAAACGGCAUGAGCAUCUGCUGAGUAAAGGGGAACGGAGAAUAUCAUAUAAGGCACUGCAGGGGGCCCUCAUGAUUUACUUUUACAGAGAAGAACCACGUUUCCAAGUGCCAUUCCAGUUGUUGAAUUCACUCAUGGAUAUUGAUGCCCUUAUAACCAAAUGGAGAUACAACCAUGUUUGUAUGGUGCAAAGGAUGAUCGGAAAUAAAAGUGGCACUGGUGGUUCAUCCGGCUAUCAAUACUUACGUUCCACGAUGAGCGAUCGAUAUAAAGUGUUUGUUGACCUGUUCAACCUUGCAAACUUCUUGGUUCCAAGACAAUGGAUUCCAAAGCUGACCUCUUCAAUUCACAAAUUCUUACAUACUGCAGAGUGCUGUGAUAGCUCAUACUUCAGUGGUGAGGAAUCUGAUUAA